Molecule: messenger RNA, 3279 nt
Organism: Nerophis lumbriciformis (worm pipefish)
Lineage: Eukaryota; Metazoa; Chordata; Actinopteri; Syngnathiformes; Syngnathidae
Source: RefSeq, a predicted model, not a curated record
AUGCCUCACUUUACGGUGGUACCGGUGAGGGAUCGAGCCCAGUCUGGCUAUGACAGUCUGGAGGGUAUCAACACUGUGGACCACAGGGACGGUGGACUGCAGGAUAAUCAAGACACUGUUAGCUCUGAUGGACAUGGCAAUCACAAAGAAGACAGCCCUUUCCUCAACAGUCCUGAUGAGAAGAAAAAGAAUGACUUCUAUGACAGAAACUUGGCCUUGUUUGAGGAAGAGCUGGAUAUACGACCCAAAGUGUCAUCUCUGCUCAGUCGAUUGGUCAGCUACACAAAUAUCACCCAGGGAGCGAAGGAGCAUGAGGAGGAGGAGAGCGCAGAGGCCUCGCGGAGAAAUACUCCCAAGUCCCCUGACAUGGGCACUCUGAUGGGCGUCUACUUGCCAUGCUUGCAGAACAUUUUUGGGGUCAUCCUCUUCCUGCGGCUGACGUGGAUUGUCGGGGUGGCGGGCAUCAUGCAGUCCCUGCUAAUUGUCAUCAUGUGCUGCACAUGUACCAUGCUCACGGCCAUAUCGAUGAGUGCCAUCGCAACAAAUGGUGUUGUUCCAGCUGGUGGGGCCUACUUCAUGAUCUCGCGUUCUCUUGGACCCGAAUUUGGAGGAGCUGUUGGCCUCUGCUUCUACCUAGGCACCACCUUUGCUUCUGCCAUGUACAUCCUUGGAGCCAUUGAAAUAUUUCUGAAAUAUCUGGUGCCACAGGCCGCCAUCUUUCAUGCCACAGACCACCACGGCACUGACAGCGCGGUGCUGAACAACAUGCGCGUCUACGGUACCAUCUGCCUAAGUCUCAUGGCCGUAGUGGUUUUCGUGGGUGUCAAAUAUGUCAACAAGCUGGCCUCACUCUUCCUUGCCUGCGUCAUUAUUUCAAUUGUGUCCAUCUAUGCCGGUGCAAUCAAGUCUGUCACUCAUCCACCAGAGUUCCCGAUCUGCAUGCUUGGCAACAGGACCUUGGUUAGAGAACGUUUCGAUGUAUGUGCAAAGACUGUCAUCAAUGGCAAUAUCACAGGACCCAGUCAACUUUGGGACAUGUUCUGCAUUCCGGGGAACUUGAGCAGCGCACAUUGUGAUGAUUAUUUUCUGCAGAAUAAUGUCACAGAGAUCCAGGGUAUUCCUGGUCUAGCUAGUGGAAUAUUUAGAGACAACAUGUGGGGCGACUACCUCCAAAAAGGGGAGAUCCUGGAAAAGGAAGGGCUCGCAUCAGUGGACACCCGGAGUGUCGUGGAGAACUUUGGCAUGUAUGUGUCCGCAGACAUUGCCACAUCCUUCACCCUGCUGGUGGGCAUCUUCUUCCCUUCUGCCACUGGUAUCAUGGCAGGUUCCAAUAGAUCCGGAGAUCUCCGGGAUGCUCAGAAGUCCAUCCCGAUUGGAACCAUCUUAGCUAUUACCACCACAACUCUUGUUUAUCUGAGUUCUGUUAUCCUGUUUGGAGCCUGCGUCGAAGGAGUGGUCCUAAGAGACAAGUUUGGAGAUGCAGUUAGGAACAACUUGGUGGUCGGAACUCUUUCCUGGCCCUCGCCUUGGGUCAUUGUCAUCGGUUCCUUUUUCUCCACUGUGGGAGCUGGUCUGCAAACGCUCACUGGAGCUCCCAGACUUCUACAAGCCAUCGCCAAGGACAAUAUUAUCCCUUUCCUCAGAGUGUUCGGUCAUGGGAAGCUCAAUGGUGAGCCAACAUGGGCUCUAUUGCUGACUGUCCUCAUAGCUGAGCUUGGUAUCCUGAUUGCCUCAUUGGAUAUGGUGGCACCUAUUCUAUCUAUGUUUUUCCUGAUGUGUUAUCUCUUUGUAAACCUUGCAUGCGCUGUGCAAACACUGCUCCGCACCCCCAACUGGAGGCCGAGGUUCAGAUAUUACCACUGGACUCUAUCGUUCCUUGGAAUGAGCAUGUGCGUGGCCCUGAUGUUCAUCUCCUCCUGGUAUUAUGCUAUUGUAGCUAUGGGCAUUGCUGGGAUGAUUUACAAGUACAUAGAGUUCCAGGGCGCCGAAAAGGAGUGGGGGGAUGGCAUCAGAGGACUAUCCCUUAGCGCUGCCCGCUAUGCUCUUUUACGGCUAGAAGUUGGACCCCCACACACUAAGAAUUGGAGACCCCAACUGUUGGUUCUGUCAAAGCUGGAUGAGGACCUCCACAUUAAAUAUCCCCGACUCCUGACCUUUGCCUCACAGCUGAAGGCUGGAAAGGGUCUGACUAUUGUAGGAUCAGUCAUCCAGGGAAAUUUCUUGGAAAGUUAUGGGGAACUGCAAGCAGCUGAACAGACCAUCAAGAAUAUGAUGGACAUAGAGAAAGUCAAGGGUUUCUGUCAGGUGGUGGUGGCAACAAAAGUUCGUGAGGGGAUUGUCCAUCUGAUUCAGUCCUGUGGUCUCGGAGGCAUGAAACACAACACGGUGAUGAUGGGAUGGCCGUAUGGAUGGAGGCAAAGUGAGGACCCUCGAGCUUGGAAGACCUUCAUUAACACAGUCCGCUGCACCACUGCAGCCCACUUGGCUCUAAUGGUGCCCAAAAAUGUGUCUUUCUACCCGAGCAACCACGAGCGCUACACUGACGGCAGCAUUGAUGUGUGGUGGAUCGUCCAUGACGGAGGGAUGCUAAUGCUACUACCUUUCCUGCUCAAACAACAUAAAGUGUGGAGAAAAUGCAAAAUGCGUAUAUUCACUGUAGCUCAGAUGGACGACAAUAGCAUCCAGAUGAAGAAAGAUCUAGCCACGUUCCUGUACCAGCUGAGGAUAGAGGCUGAAGUGGAAGUAGUGGAGAUGCAUGACAGUGACAUCUCGGCGUACACUUAUGAGCGAACCCUUAUGAUGGAGCAAAGAUCUCAGAUGCUAAGGCAGAUGAGACUGUCCGGCGCAGAGAGGCAGAGAGAGGCCCAACUUGUGAAGGACAGACACUCGCUGGUGCGAAUGGGAAGUUUGUACUCAGACGAAGAGGAGGACACGUUGGACAGUCCGCUGCCUGAGAAUGUUCAGAUGACGUGGACAAUGGAGAAGUCUGAGGCCGAGAGGAGGAAUAAAAACAAUGCACCUGAAAACUUCAGAGAGCUCAUCAGCCUUAAACCGGACCAGUCCAACGUACGGCGUAUGCACACGGCCGUGAAGCUGAAUGAGGUGAUCGUCAACAGGUCCCACGAUGCACGGCUGGUCCUCCUUAACAUGCCGGGACCACCUCGCGAUACGGACGGAGACGAGAACUACAUGGAGUUUUUGGAGGUUUUGACCGAAGGUUUAGAACGAGUUCUGCUAGUGCGUGGAGGCGGGCGAGAGGUCAUUACCAUCUACUCGUGA